Messenger RNA from Zophobas morio, 1865 nucleotides. RefSeq names its product putative inorganic phosphate cotransporter. The record is from RefSeq and is a predicted model, not a curated record. The transcript is spliced from 6 exons. Gene Ontology annotation, molecular function: transmembrane transporter activity. Gene Ontology annotation, biological process: transmembrane transport; monoatomic anion transport. Lineage: Eukaryota; Metazoa; Arthropoda; Insecta; Coleoptera; Tenebrionidae. Gene Ontology annotation, cellular component: membrane. Bases 176 to 1612 code for a protein of 478 amino acids.
AAAAAUCUUAUCAUGAACAAUUAAAUGUUGCCACUUGAACAAGAAAAAAUAUGCAGCUGUAAUCUAAUUGAACGAUUAAGCAUUAUCUUUCUACGGCCUGAUUUUAUAAGAUCACUGGCAGUGUGUUUUUCAGUCAAGUCUGCGACCUCGUUUCGACGAAAAUCAAAAAUUUACAAUGACGGUGGUAGAUGUAGAUGAACUCGAAAAAGAACCACAAGAAAAAAGUUUCUCGCCUUUUAAAUGGUUCGGGCUUCGUCAUAUUCAGUUUUUUAUGCACUUUUUGGCAUGUAUGAUCGCGUAUGGAAUACGAACUAAUAUGUCUGUGGGGAUUAUAGCUAUGAUGUCUAAGGAUCCACCAAAUCCAGAUGUACCCACUUACCCAGAAUGGACCGAAAAAGAAACCAUCCUGUCAGCCUUCUUCUGGGGCUACGUCAUCCCUCAAAUCGGCGCCGGCGCCCUCGUCAAAAAAUUCGGUCCCAAGUGGUUCCUCGCCGGUACCAUGUUCCUAAACUCCCUCUUCACGAUCCUGAUCCCAGUGAUGGCCAUCAACGUGGGCGAGGGCGGCGUGAUAGCCUGUCGGGUAAUCCAAGGUUUGAACCAAGGUUUCCUCUACCCUUCGUUGCACACACUUCUGGGAAAAUGGACCCCUUUAGCAGAACGCUCCAAAGUCGCUAGUUUCGUCUACACUGGAGGACCUCUGGGAACCGUCAUUGCCCUACCGGUGACCGGAGCCAUCGCAGACUCUUCAGUGGGGUGGCCAACAGCCUUCUACGUCUACGGCGGAAUGGGGAUCACGUGGACAAUUCUAUGGGCCCUCAUUGGAGCCGACAGUCCCGCCAAACAUGGAAGAGUGUCAGAAAAGGAGAAGCGGUACAUCGAAGGUACCGUCGGGUCGGAAGGAAAGGAACUACCGACACCGUGGCUGAAAAUAUUCAAGUCGUUGCCUUUCAUUGCUAUUUUUGUAACGCACUGUGGCCAGAAUUGGGGAUUUUGGACGCUUUUGACCGAAAUUCCGUCUUAUAUGAGCGGGAUCAUGAAGUACGACAUCAGUGAUAAUAGUUUGCUGUCGGCUCUUCCGUAUCUGGUGCUAUGGUGUCUGAGUUUCGUCUUCAGCCCACUUGCUGACUAUUUGAUUGCUCAUUAUUUGACGAUUACUAGUGUGAGGAAAAUUUUUAACACUCUUGGCUUGAUCGUACCAGCGAUUGCUCUAGUGGCUCUAGCUUUCGUCGAUUCGUCUCAGAAAGAUCUGGCUCUUGGUCUCUUAGUUGUUGCUGUGGGUUCUAACGCAGCUGUGUAUAGUGGUUUUAACGUAAAUCAUAUUGAUUUGUCUCCUAACCAUGCUGGAAUCUUAAUGGGGAUCACCAAUGGUCUGUCCAAUAUUUUCUCAAUUAUAGCACCUCUGGCCAUCAAAGUGAUCCCCUACGAACAGGAUGACCCGCUGUUGUGGAGGUACGUUUUCUGUAUUGCUUCUGGAGUCUAUGUCGUUACAAGUACGUUCUACGCGUUUUUUGCUUCCGGAGAAGUACAACCAUGGAAUGAUGAAGAAACGUCAGAUUCGUCUUCCCAGAAGGAAGCAGACAAUAGCAAAGGACAAAUUAGCGCAACCACCUGAUUGACAUCUUUCAUAGAUGAGUGAUUUUCUAUUUUCUCAAAUAUUUUUGUAAUAUUUGGUGAUUUUGACAAAUUGUCGAAGGUGCCUUAUAUAAAAGAAUCUAUUGAAUAUGGUAGUAUAGCUUCAACAUUACACAUAUAUUUGAAAAAUGUAAAUAACACUUUCUUUAAAAUUUUUAUAUACAAGUAUAAUAGAGUUUAAGACGAUGUUAACUGUCACAUACACAAAUUUUUAAUAGAGGUUUUAAACACCA